CGUCGGGUGUAGAGUGUGUCGACUGUGGGUAUAUAAAACCUGAACCAUCACUAGAUAACAUUCAGUCACCAUGAAGCUCCUGAUCUUGGCUCUGCUCGUCGCUGGCGCCUACGCAUGUGGGAAGCCCACCAACCCUCCCUCAGUGAGCAGGGUUGUUGGAGGUGAGGAUGUCAAAGCUAACAGCUGGCCCUGGCAGGCCUCUCUGCAGUACCUGAGUGGCAGCAGCUACUACCACACCUGCGGAGGCACCCUGAUCGCCAGCCAGUGGGUUCUCACUGCUGCCCACUGCAUUGGCAGUCGCACCUACAGAGUGUACCUGGGUAAACACAGCCUGAACGCCGCCAAUGAGCAAGGCUCUGUAGCCAUCGCUCCUGCCAAGAUCAUUGUCCACGAGCAGUGGGACUCCUACAGAAUCCGUAAUGACAUUGCCCUGAUCAAGCUGCAGACCCCUGUGCAGUUUUCUGACACCAUCAGUCCCGCCUGCCUGCCCCCCUCUGGACAGGUCCUGCCUAACAACUACCCCUGCUAUGUGACAGGCUGGGGUCGUCUCUGGACUGGAGGUCCUCUUGCUGAUAAUCUGCAGCAGGCUCUGCUGCCCGUGGUUGACCAUGCUACCUGCACUAAGCCUGAUUGGUGGGGAGAUCUGGUCACAACACAGAUGGUGUGUGCUGGAGGAGAUGGUCAGCUGGCUAGCUGCAACGGCGACUCCGGUGGUCCUCUGAACUGCCAGAGGGCUGAUGGUACCUGGGACGUUGACGGUAUUGUGAGCUUUGGCUCCAGUCUGGGCUGCAACUAUCCCAAGAAGCCCUCUGUCUUCACCCGUGUUGCCUCUUACAUUGAUUGGAUCAACAAGGUGAUGACAUCCAACUAAACCAUACAAGGAGGAACAUUUAAUAAAUCAGUAAAAGAGAUUAUGCCCAGUGCUUUUAUUCCCCCAUAUCUGAUGUGUACAACUCAUACUCGUUUAAAUAAUAUUUCUCAGCCCAAACCUCUGAAAAACUUAGGACAAUUCUGAAAUGCCUUAUACCUCUAAAUGCCUUUACCCUGAAGUAUUAACAUGUAUUAUCUGCAUGUUUCAAUAAAAAAACUAUGCCACUCUUCA
This is a messenger RNA of Astyanax mexicanus (Mexican tetra), 1102 nucleotides long. RefSeq names its product chymotrypsin-like elastase family member 2A. Bases 71 to 871 code for a protein of 266 amino acids. The record is from RefSeq and is a predicted model, not a curated record. Gene Ontology annotation, biological process: proteolysis. The transcript has 8 exons. NCBI's taxonomy places the organism in Eukaryota, Metazoa, Chordata, Actinopteri, Characiformes, Acestrorhamphidae. Gene Ontology annotation, molecular function: serine-type endopeptidase activity.